This is a messenger RNA of Plutella xylostella (diamondback moth), 3100 nucleotides long. RefSeq lists its product as uncharacterized. Lineage: Eukaryota; Metazoa; Arthropoda; Insecta; Lepidoptera; Plutellidae. The record is from RefSeq and is a predicted model, not a curated record.
CCAGUGUUGUCUUGGUGUACGCUAAUUUAUUCCAAGUCUCACCACACCGCAGUCCAAACUUGGAACAGAAAAGGGAACACGAAAAUAUUGUAUUUAUUCCCUCCUUUCUCAGUUCCAUUUUCAAAAAUGAGCGCGUAAUUUUUCGAAUAGAAAGUUUGUUUUUAAUUAUCAUUGCUCUUGUUUUAUGCCAGGGUCCAGUUUUAUGCAAUCCUUUUUAAUUAUUCAAACUUUUUGAACAUUGACACUUCUUUGAGCGUUAACAUGGAAAUUUUCGGAAAGUGUUGCAUUUUGUUAGUUUUAGUUCUAUGUCAAGUUGCAAGUGAAGCUGUUGGCUCUUGUUUCAACGAGUCGAGUUGCGCAAAAAGUGACAAAUUUAACCAUUCUAGAGUACUUUCAAGAAGAAAAAGGUUCUUAGUGUUUCCUGAAGGAUCAUCUCUACAGCUGGUGUUCUGCGUUCAAACGGCGGCACUUAUCCCUAUAGGCUACGUGGGGCAAUUGUUCCUAUACGGGAACACGAUAGCGCUAGCGUGGGUCCUGCCUAAAGACCCCAGCUUCCUCACCAUGUUUAAAGACAAGGAUGUCUUCAGUGCCCAGAGGAGGACAGAUGACGUGAGGCAUAUUUACUACGUUGGGGAAAACGGGGAGUUUUUGAAGAAGGUUCCUUAUAAAAGGCGGCCAAUUGUCAACCCAGCUUUUGCAAAGCGCAGCAUCGAUUCACGAGUGACUUUUAAUCAAGCAAAGAGGCCGAAGAUCAAAAUCAACAGAAAAAGUAUGCACGAAAAGCAAUUAAGGCGGGAAUUUUUAAAAAUGGAACACAUGGACGAAUCCAGCAUUCGAUUUCACAGGAGCAGUCGGCUUGGACUUUUCAAAAAGUUAGAAGGCCUAUUUGAAGCGCUCGGAGGCGACGGCCGCGGCUGCUUGCUGAGACAACUAUGCGAGGCGGCGCAACCCUCAACACAGCGCACAUUCUUGACUGAAGUCUUUAGAGUACUCUUCACAUUGCCUAAAAGCGGGACGUACGAUGAGGACAUCCACAGAGACUAUGAUGAAGCGCAUACAAUAAAUAAAGAUUGUUCUUCUUUGUACUCGUGCAAUAAUUAGUAGGUACUAAUUAACAAUUAUGUGUGUUUAAUAAAACGUGAAAAGAAUUAUAGGUAUUUUUAAUGACUUUAAACAACAACUAAUGUUAUCUCAUAUAAUCACCAUCAUGAGCCCCCUAAUAGAUACCACAUUCUUGUUCUCAGUUAGCCAAAUGAUUUUCGACAUAAAUUCGUACUAAAAGAAAAUGAAAAUUAUUCUAUCAAAAAAAGAAAUAAAAAUUGUUGUUAAAACCAUUAUAGUAUCUAAAUAUCUACUCUUGCUGCCCUCUUUUUAAAAACAUUUAUGGGGGUAGGUAUAUUUCUAACUAAAGUUGUUCCGUUUGUCCGGUAAAUUACGCCCUUAUAUUAAUUUAUAUAUAUAAGAAAGUUGUGCUGUUUAAAAGUGAUUUCGACCGACUUUCGAAUAACAAAUCCAUAAAAUUUAGCGAUAUAGUUAUGAUUUCCAAAAUGUCGACUGCUUUAAAAGAUGUGCUAAAUUGUGAAAAUUUGGGCAUGUCACUUGUUAUGUACGGUCGAGUACAAUAGUGAGUAUUGACUACUUUUUCCGAAGGAAGGUAAAAUGGUAUUUAACAACGGUUCUAGUAGGAAAAUUCUAAUUAGAAAAAUCUAGUCAGUAUUUCCUACAACACGUUUAUUAUUUCAGAAACCCAUAUUCAUGUUAUAUAUUCUUUUAUUUUUGCUGUUCUACUCGCACUAAAUUAUGAUUUAACACGUUAAAAACAAACAUUAACUAAAUGCGCAUUUUGAAACUCGGAACCGGUACUUUUAUUUUAGUCUAUAAAAUCCUCUCAGAUUCCCAAGCACUUUUCUUCUUGCCAGUACUUUUUACAGUUCAGAAGAAGAGUUUUAAGUGUGUAAACAAGUUCAGACCAAUUUGUAUAGUUUUACGAAAGGUGUUAAGUGUCUGUUCGUAUAUUUUGACAUAGCAUAGUUAGUUGGUUUCGCAUAGAGGUGGGUCCAUUUCUGAAUGGUAUUGACUGUUGGUGACAAUAAUGUUUUAGUUUAAUUUGAAUUGUGCGUGCGGUCGGGUUUUGUGUUUAAAAAAACAAUGAAACCUGCUCUACACACUCUAGUCAUAGCUACUUUGUUAACCAAAGUACAUUAUGCAUUUUGUCUCCAAAACGAAAACGGUACAAGCCCAGUCAUUUUACAAAAUGGCGGAUCAUAUAAUGACAUGGAGGAGCUAAAUGUAAGUGCACCAACUAAAGUGCUGUCCAGAAGAAAGAGAUUUAUAGUGUUCCCAGAUGGGAGUUCUUUUCAACUGGUAUUCUGCGCACAAAACAUGGGAUUUGUGAAGCCAAGAGACGUGGUGUGGUUCGGAAACACGGCCGCCCUGGCCUGGGAGCUGCCCACUGAUCCCAAGAUAUUCCACAUAUUCAAGGACUUCAAGAACCAAGACGGAGCUCUAAGGAGGAGCGAUGCGCCCGUCCAGAAAAACAUAUACUACUUGGAUGAAAAGGGGAAGUUGAUUGCGAAAGUGCCGUAUCACAAGAAAUUCAUUGUGAACCCUGCGUUUGCUAAGCGGAGUGUAGAUUUCCCACAAACAAUUGACGAUCGGGAAAAUUUAACAAACGAGCCGAUUUCAAAACCGGAAAUGCACAAGUUAUCCGAGAAAGCGGAUAAUUUGAAAUGUAAAGAGAGCCUCGAAGAAUGCAAUAUCGAAUUCCACAGGGAAGGGCGUAAGGAUUUGUACGGGAAGUUGGAGACAUUUAUUGAAGCCUUAGGUUGGCGCGGCAGGGAGUGUGUGCUGCGAAUGCUAUGCGAGGCUGGCAAGGAUAAGGCACAACAAGGCACGUUUCUCGACGAAAUCGUGAGAGCUGUAUUUACAUUACCAGGAGGUCAUGAGUUCGAAGAAGCUUAUCAUCGGGAAUACGACUCGGCUCACCAAGCGGCGGGCGAUUGCAGGAAACUGUUCCCGGAAUGUCAAAAUAAGUUUACAAGUGAAUCGAUUUGAGAGAAUGUGUUAUUUAUUUCAAAUUAAAUCUAAGUAACUUAUUGAA